Molecule: messenger RNA, 1321 nt
Organism: Brassica oleracea var. oleracea
Lineage: Eukaryota; Viridiplantae; Streptophyta; Magnoliopsida; Brassicales; Brassicaceae
Product: ALA-interacting subunit 5
Exons: 8
Coding region: 157-1182 (341 amino acids)
Cellular component (GO): endoplasmic reticulum; plasma membrane; Golgi apparatus
Source: RefSeq, a predicted model, not a curated record
GUACUCAAAAAAGUUUCCAAUCAAUACCAAAAAUGAUUUCUCUCUUUAUCAUCUCGUACCUAACAUUCUUUGCCACCAUUAGAGUUGGAUCUGUUUUCUCCAUCGUUUCUUCUAUUCAGAAUCGCCAAGACAAAUAUCCUUUGAUUUGGUUGGACAAUGAGUUCUGGUGGAGGAGGAUCGUCUGAGCCUUCUGGUGUAAAGAAAACAUCGAAGCGACCAAAAUAUUCAAGAUUUACUCAGCAGGAGCUUCCAGCUUGCAAGCCAAUUCUCACUCCAAGCUGGGUGAUCUUGACAUUUCUUGUUGCUGGGGUUGUCUUCAUUCCCCUCGGAGUGAUCUGCCUGUUUGCUUCUCAGGGAGUCGUUGAGAUUGUUGAUCGGUAUGACACAGACUGUGUUCCAGAAUCAUCUAGGGCCAACAAGGUCGCUUACAUACAGAGUGAAGGAGAUAAAAUGUGUAACAGAACAAUAACGGUCACAAAAACUAUGAAACAUCCUGUCUAUGUAUACUACCAACUCGAGAAUUACUACCAAAACCAUAGACGGUAUGUGAAAAGCCGAAACGAUGCACAGCUAAGAAGUCCAAAAGAAGAGAAUGAUGUGCAGACUUGUGCACCUGAGGAUAAUGUGGCUGGACACCCAAUUGUUCCAUGUGGUCUUGUAGCUUGGAGUUUGUUCAAUGAUACUUAUAAAUUUUCGAGAAAUAGCCAAGAGCUUCUCGUGAAUAAGAAAGACAUCUCAUGGAAGAGUGACAGAGACAGUAAGUUUGGGAAAAAUGUCUACCCUAAAAACUUUCAGACAGGUGCUCCUAUAGGCGGUGGAACUCUUGAUCCCAAGAAACCGUUGAGUGAGCAAGAAGACCUGAUAGUGUGGAUGCGAACCGCGGCUUUGCCAAUAUUUAGGAAGCUGUAUGGGAAGAUUGAAACGGACCUGAACGCAGGGGACACCAUAAUGGUCUUGUUGGAGAACAACUACAACACUUACAGCUUCAAUGGUGAGAAGAAGCUCGUGCUAUCAACAACUAGCUGGCUCGGUGGAAGGAACGAUUUCCUCGGGGUUGCUUACCUGACUGUGGGAAGCAUCUGCUUGUUCCUGGCCGUUACAUUCUCUGUAUUGUAUCUAGUUAAGCCAAGGCAACUCGGAGAUCCCUCGUACCUUUCGUGGAACAGAAGUCCUGGAGGUUGACAGAUAUUAGAGUUGGUCGAGGCUUUUCAGUCUUGUUCCCUUCAUCGCCAGGCUGAGCUAACAAAAUAAAUGAAAAUAGGAAAAUAAAAAAGUAUAUAAUAAGUCCUUAUAUGAUUCAAUGUUGUUGACAACAACAUUU